ACCGUCCGUCAAGUUAGUCAUUUGAAGUUUCCUUUGAAAUGUUUCAUUGACGAACAUAAAAAUAAAUAAACUAAUUUAAAUACCAAGACCACAGAAUACAAUUGAAUUGAAAUAGUAUUUAAAGUCUACAAUGAAAUUACAUAUUUAUGUUCCAAAUUGACUGAUAACAGCAAUGGUUCCUUAGCACCGAGGUUACCUAAUCAAUUGUAAACGUUUACGUAAUUUUAUAUGAAACAAAUUAUAUGUCUUCGUAAAAAUUAUCAUGAUAUAGAUUUCAGUUUAUCGGUGUCUGUGUUCCAGUGUGUAUAGUUUCAAAGGUUUCGUCUGUGAUAGAUAUAUAUAACCUUAAAAAUGAGCGACCAAGACUUGUUCCGCGAUACGUGGGUUCGUUACCUGGGGUACGCCAAUGAGGUGGGUGAGUCGUUCCGUGCGCUAGUGCCAGCGAAGGUGGUCCGGUGGUCCUAUGGGGUGGCUUUCGCUUACUGCUUCGCUGACACCAUGCACAAGAGCCUGAGAACAUUGAAGAAUGAUGGUCGGCCAAAGAAAGUAUUAAUAGAAGCUGGCGACGCGUUGAUCUGGCAGACCCUGGCCUCCGUGGCCAUCCCUGGGUUCGUCAUUAACAGAAUAUGCACAUACUCAAAUAGGGCACUCGCGAGGCGAUUUCCUAAAAUGCUCUUCUUAGCUCGAGGGUGGAUUACAGUUGGAGUGGGUCUUUUAUCAAUACCAAUCAUAGUGCGACCCAUAGACAAAGGGACUGAUCUCUUUAUGGAAGCUACAUACAGGCGGUGGAUGAAAUAGUCUGUCUAUGAAAUUGCUAUUGUUUUUAUUUUCGAUUGAUCUGCCUGUAAGGUGGAUUUGUUCAAUGACUUAAUGAGUUCCCGAGGGAAUUUCGGGAAUAUUUUUAUUCCAAGUUUUUUUUGGUUUAUAGACUUGUCUAUGGUAUGCCGAAUUUUAAAUUAGAUUUUUCUUCUGUUCAGUAUGUAGUUCCAAAGAUUACUGUAGAAAUUAGAUUAAGUGUCAUAGAAUUGAAUUAUUUACAUUAGUGCCAUAAUUUAUUUCGUUGGAAAAUAUUUAAAUUAUUAUUAUUAUAUGUAGUCGUGAUUUUAGUUGUACUAUGUAAAACAUAACUUGAGUCACAUGACAGCAGAAUGAACCGAUUAUCCAAAAUGACAGCGACAGAGACAGAUGUAUUGUUUUCAUACCUGUCUAUUUGAUAUCUGUCACUGGACUCAAGUUGUAUUUUCAAAGUUUAUAGUUGUGAUCAAAAUGUCAGAUAGUGCCCAAAUAAUGACAUUUUUAAUACUGUUUUGACAAAUAAGCUGUUAAAUAAAUAAUUCUAAUCAAAUUAGAAUAAUUAUACGCUUUCAAUAUUAGUGAUAAAGUAAAGAAAAUUCAUUCCAAUGUUUAUUAUAAAACUGUAUUAGAUUUAUAGUUGAAAAGCUUAUGAAAAUGAAGGAUGUUGGAUGUGUUAAGUGUCCUUAAAAUUGUAAAUGAUGCUGGAGGGGAUACUAUAUUAUAUUCAGUGUACUAUAUCACGUCUUUUUCUCUUACGGGGAAGACAGAGACAAGCUUUAGUUGUUAUAUCUGGUAUUACUGUGUACGGAGACUUAUUUUGAGUUUACUUCAAAAGUGUUAAUAACUAUAGGAACAUUAACGUUAACAGGUUUGAUCACAAGAAAACCUAGGUAUUCAAAAAACGCCAUUUUUUUCCUAGUUUUAGUUUUAAAACGUUACUCUAGUGAAAUUCGUACGUGUAGAAAUAAUUAUUUAAUUUAUUUGUUGUUAUUGUGUAAAAGAAACUAACUAUAUGCUUAAAAUAUUUUGAUGUGUUCUGAUGUUAUAUUCUUGUGUUCAGAUGUUUUGAUAUUAAAUUCCUUUUAUGUAAGUUUUAAUUGUAACUGAUUCCUUGCUCGAAACGAUAAAUUACACAAAAUAAUAUUGCAGAGUAUUAGUGCCAUACAAUUGUUAAUUAAAUAUUAUACAUAUUUUAUUUAUCAAUCACAUAUACGAACAUAAAGAACAUAAAUAAUUAAAGACUGCGUGUCAUGAACCAUAUGUAAACCAAGUAUGGGUUGUCUGAAUUAAAAUGACGCGCCUCACUGCUGUCGUGGAAAGUGCACGCGUCUUUUCAAAUUAGCCGAGCUAUCAAUUUAAUAUUCAUAACUGAUUGAAACACAAUAUCCGUAUAUAUUUUUUGUAAUUUUUCUUUUUUCUAUCAUAAUUUCUUUCCACUCUUUAUUUCUUGUAAAGUACUAUUAAGUAUUAUGUGUUUUGCUCACAAAUUUAGUUGAAUAAUAAUUUUUAAAUGUGUAGUAGUAAUUUUCAAAUUUCGAGUAGGCAGGGAUACGACCAUACAGCCAAAACGAUGCUCGCUAACCCAACAAGCAUUUGUCAAGUCGAUCCAUCUAUACCCGAAGUUUUUUCAGUCGUCAUUCAAUAUCUAAUAUCUAUGAAUAUAAUACGUUUAUUCGUUGACGUGACGUAAGUAACGGAGCGUAGUGCAGAGCAGUGAAGCCGCGCUGAUUGCGCUGCCAAAAAAAUAUUCCUGGGCGUUAACGCAUCUCUGACUUAUUAUGCGCAAAGAAGUUGUCAUUUCAUGCAUCGCGUCAUAAUGAACAAAAAAAUGGUUGCCUGUAAAGUCGGUUUUACGGGCGAAGAUUUUACGUGACAACGUCUUUUUACGCGCGCGGCAGACCGAUCAUAGUUGAGUGGGAGAGAGACGCAAGGCAUUCGGCGGGCCUCUCUCUCGUUCGGUGACUCAUCGUAACGUUACCGGGCGUUACACUUUUUCAUAAGUGACUCCCAGCCGCAACCUAAUUUAAGACGUUGUCACGUCAAAAAAAUA
Molecule: messenger RNA, 2845 nt
Organism: Plodia interpunctella (Indianmeal moth)
Lineage: Eukaryota; Metazoa; Arthropoda; Insecta; Lepidoptera; Pyralidae
Exons: 4
Coding region: 352-798 (148 amino acids)
Biological process (GO): mitochondrial fission
Cellular component (GO): mitochondrion
Source: RefSeq, a predicted model, not a curated record